Messenger RNA from Mus musculus (house mouse), 231 nucleotides. Its product is annotated as predicted pseudogene 6025. The record is from RefSeq and is a predicted model, not a curated record. NCBI's taxonomy places the organism in Eukaryota, Metazoa, Chordata, Mammalia, Rodentia, Muridae. The coding region runs from base 1 to 231 and encodes 76 amino acids. The transcript has a single exon.
AUGUCAGAUCUCAUUGCCGAGCUUUGGAAAAUUGAGGAAAUCAAGGACGUUCUGCUCAUAGCUAGGCAGAAGGAUGCCAAAUCUGUCAAGAUCAAAAAGAAAAAGGAUAAUAUGAAGUUCAAGUUUCGCUGUAACAGGUACUUUUAUACCCUGGUUAUCACAGACAAGGAGAAGGCAGAGAAGCUGAAGCAGUCCCUACUCCCAGGGUUGGGAGGGAAGGAGCUGAAAUGA